Molecule: messenger RNA, 429 nt
Organism: Pyricularia oryzae 70-15
Lineage: Eukaryota; Fungi; Ascomycota; Sordariomycetes; Magnaporthales; Pyriculariaceae
Exons: 1
Coding region: 1-429 (142 amino acids)
Source: RefSeq, a predicted model, not a curated record
AUGACUACCCUGCUUGUUAUUUUGUUGUUUCGCAUUCAAGUUUUGCGAGUGUUUGCUCCAUAUAAUCCGUGCAAGCCAGCCUUUCUUGGCUAUAGCUAUGUGUAUAAUCGGGUGAGAGCGAUCCCCACGGCGCCUGGGUGCUCUUUUGCUCGGUUUGGCCCAUUAAUCAAGCGCGGCGGUACCGCUUGUUCAACUUGGUGGUGUCGUGACCCAGAAUGCAUGCAAUGCAUGCAAGGAUGCUACCCUUCUCUGGUGGACAAGAAGGAGUUCCCUGGGGUUCUCCAACCAUCACCAAAUGUUGAAUGUUUGCGGGCGAGCACAUGUCUGACGGUGACGACAGUCGACAAAUUCUUCGUGACCGCUAUAUGUACAAAUUAUAGUCAAAAUCUAAUUAUUGAUCAGCUUCAGCAGGUUUGCAUGGCGAUAUAG